AUGCCACUCUGUCAAACGAUAAUAUACACAAAUGACUGGGCGAUCAGGAUAAAUGGGGCACCCGCCUCUGCAGACAGUAUAGCGGAGAAAUAUGGAUUUCACAAUUUGGGUCAGAUUGGAGACUUGAACAACUUUUAUAGUUUCCGCCACAGUGGGACGGUGGAGCGGUCCACGUUGUCCAACAAAGACUUUACCGACCUCAUCGCCAAGGAGACCAAGGUGGAGUGGGUGCAGCAGCAGGUGGUCCAUUGGAGGACCAAGAGGAACUCCAGAGCCAGUCACAUCUACUCCAUUGACGUUCGGACGAAACACAUUCACCCAGGCCCCGUCCAACCUAACCAGACCCAGACAAUGGUUUUCAAUGACCCCCAGUGGUGCAGCUUGUGGUACAUUCACUGCAGUGAGGGCUCCCAGGGCUGUCCUUCCUACAUGAACAUCGAGGGGGCCUGGAGGAGAGGACACACAGGGAAGGGAGUGGUGGUGUCCAUCUUGGAUGACGGCAUCGAGAGAGAGCAUCCUGAUCUCAGGCCAAAUUAUGACCCCUUUGCCAGCUAUGAUUUCAAUGGGAAUGAUGAUGACCCCACGCCCAGAUACGACUCCAGCAAUGACAACAGCCAUGGGACAAAAUGUGCUGGGAUGGUUGCCGCGGCAGCAAAUAACUCUCAGUGCACUGUUGGAAUCUCCUUCAAUGCUCGGAUAGGUGGCAUUCGUAUGCUGGACGGAGAUGUGACGGACAUAGUAGAGGCCCAAUCCCUGAGCUUCAGGCAGCAGCACAUUGAUAUUUACUCUGCCAGCUGGGGGCCGGAGGAUGAUGGGAGGACUGUGGAAGGACCUGGCACUCUGGCUCGCCUCGCAUUAGACAACGGCAUACGCACUGGAAGGAAGGGGCGUGGCUCCAUCUUCGUGUGGGCGUCGGGUAACGGUGGGCGGAGCAGGGAUCACUGCUCCUGUGACGGCUACACCAACAGCAUCUACACCAUCUCGAUCAGCAGCACCACCCAUAGCGGGGCCAGGCCCGACUACCUGGAGCCUUGCCCCUCGACACUGGCCUCCACCUACAGCUCCUUCUCCACCGACAGACAGGGAGCCAAGAUGGUAACAUUGGACCUGAAACAAGGCUGUAGCAAGGAGCAUUCUGGGACCUCAGUCUCCGCUCCAAUGGCAGCAGGGGUCAUCGCACUCGCCCUGGAGGCCAACCCACUGCUGACUUGGAGGGACGUGCAGCACAUUAUUGUCAGAACGUCACAGGCCAGUCACCUGACCUCCCCUGACUGGCACACCAACGGAGCUGGAUACCAGGUGAGUCACCUGUAUGGCUUUGGGCUGCUGGAUGCAGAGAGCAUGGUGAAGGAGGCUGAGCGAUGGAGACUGGUCCCCUCCCAGCAUGUGUGUGAAGAGGCUCCCACCCAAGAAAGCAGAACCAUUCCUCCAGGCCUUGUGCUGAGGUCUGUGUAUGAGUCCACUGGCUGCUCCCAUCAUCCCCUGCAGCACAUUGUGUAUCUGGAACAUGUAGUCAUCCGUGUCACCAUCACCCACAGUCACAGAGGUGACCUCUCCAUCACACUCACGUCACCCGCUGGGACCAAGUCACAGCUACUGGCAAACAGGCCUCUUGACCACUCCACUGAGGGCUUCCAGAGCUGGGAGUUCAUGACUACUCACUGCUGGGGGGAGAAGGCAUCAGGAGAGUGGAGUCUGGAGGUCCUGGAUACUCCCUCUCAACAAAGGGACAACAGCGAAACAGGGGAAUUGAGAGAGUGGUCUCUAGUGCUUUAUGGCACCUCAGAGCAACCAUACUCCAUGCGGCGUGAGCAAGCCCGCUCGGCAGAGCUGCCAACUGACGGUGGUGAAAUCACUGAGGAAUACAACGGCCGAUGUGACCCAGAGUGCAGUGAGGAUGGCUGUGAGGGACCAGGCCCCCAGCAGUGUGUCACAUGUCUACACCUCUUCCUCAAGUUCAAGAACAACACCAGGACAUGUGUGUCUGUGUGCCCUGUGGGAUUCUGGGGCGACCGGCGUCGCUGUAAGAAGUGUUUCUCUUCCUGUGAAAUCUGCACGGGCAGCCGCAGUGACCAGUGUACUACAUGUCGUGCUGGACACCACCUGACCGAGGGAACCAAUAGUUGCACGGCAAGCUGUGGUGACAAUUAUUACUUGGACCACGAUGGAAAUAUGUGCAGGAAGUGCAGUGAAAAUUGUUUGAGAUGCACCUCGGCGAACAUCUGCACGGAAUGCAAAUCAGGCACAAGUCUGUUGGGGAACCGCUGCCAGAGGAGCUGUGGACCAGGAAGUUACCACAACGAACAGGAGAGCACCUGCGAGCCCUGCCACGAGGCCUGUGCCACCUGUGCAGGUGCGGGCAUUGAGGCGUGUAACCAGUGUGCUGAUGGGUACCUGAUGGAGGAGUGGAGGUGUGUUUCCUCCUGUAGUCCUGGCUUCUAUGCCACGGAGAGCAGCCCACAGAAAACUAGUGAUGGACCCACGAUAUGCAGGAGGUGUGAUUCCAGCUGUCUCACCUGUGUGGGAGCGGGGAAGGGGAACUGCAGCAGCUGUGCUGGUGGACACAGUCUUAUGGACAAAGUGUGUAUGGUCAGCACCAUCUGUGGUGAUGGAGAGUACCAGGAUAGCCAUGGGAAGUGCCAUGCAUGUGACGCCACAUGUCUGAAGUGUACAGGCCCAAAGUCAGAGGAAUGUAUCAGCUGUGGCCCCUCUAGGUCUCUGGAUCAGGGUUGCUGUGUGACUCAGUGUGCCCGGGGGAAGUACCAGUCAGGUGGGCAGUGCCACCUGUGUGACCACACCUGUGCCAUGUGCCUGGAUGGAGGGCCUGCCAACUGCACCAGCUGUGACACCGACAAAUUCAACAUGGACCGCUACCUGUACAAGGGGGGUUGUGUCGACGCUUGUCCGGAAGGACAUUACCAUACGCAGGAGAAGAGCUGCGAGGCCUGCCCCGACAACUGCAAGCUCUGCUCCUCCGCCACACACUGCCUGCGCUGUAACUCCUCCUACUACACCACUGAUGGAGUCUGCACCCGACUGGAGUGUGGAGAAGGUGAGGUGGAGGAUCCAGAGUAUGAUGACUGUAUGGCCUGUGAGGAAGGCUGUAAGAAGUGUGUACUGUAUAACCCCAGGCAUUGCCUAUCCUGCACUGACGGCUUUUACAAAUUCCAAGAUGGCUGCUACAAGAACUGCCCAGCGAAGACGUUCAGCGUAGAGGAGGAGAUGACCUGUGUGCCGUGUGAUGAAAAGUGCGUCAGCUGUGACGAACAUGAGUGCUACUGGUGUGAAACCGACCUCUUCCUAUCAGAGGGGAAGUGUGUGCCGGAGUGUCCGGACGGUUUCUACGGAGACGAAGACACCCAGGAGUGUGAAGAGUGUCACUCUGACUGUGUGACAUGCAGCGGUCCCGACAGUGACGACUGUGUGUCGUGUGAGGAGGGGAAGAGCCGGGAAGAGGGGGAGUGUGUCUCUACACAGGAUUCCUGCCCUGUUAAGACCUUCCUCACUGGUGAAGGGGAGUGUGAGGCCUGCCAUGCCUCCUGUGACUCAUGUUCAGGAGAGGAGAAGAGCCAGUGUAAAACCUGUGUGAAAGGGCGGUUCCUGUCAGCAGAGCAGGUGUGUGUGUUGAAGUGCCCAGCGAGCUCGUUCGCCAGCCGGCUGAGCGGUGUGUGCGAGCCGUGUCCUCGGGGGUGUGCGCAGUGUGCGGACGAGCAUCGCUGCACCCGCUGUCAGGUGGUACGCAAGGCCCCGCUCUACCUGCAAGACGGACAGUGUGUUCGUCAAUGCCAGAGUGGGUAUGCAGCGGGCCAGGUGUGUCGCGGCUGUGCGACAGGCUGUGCCUCCUGUGAGAAAAAUGCCACCCACUGUCUGAGCUGUGUGGAGCCCUUCCUUCUGUACAAACACAAGUGUGUGGAGGCCUGCCCCCCUGCACACACGCUCAGAGACGGGGAGUGUCAGCACUGUCCCACAGCCUGCCAGGAGUGUAGCCCCAACAGCGAGUGCACAGGCUGUGAGGAGUACCACUUCCUCUACGAGGGCCGCUGUGUGACGGACUGUCCCGAGAGGUUCUUCCAGGACUCUGAGCAGGACGUGUGUGUCCGCUGUCACCCUGACUGUGACCAGUGUGACGGUCCGGAUGGGGACGACUGUGACUCCUGUGCAGACCCAGAGGCCACCCUGCACAACGGAGCCUGUCUGCCAAACUGCCCCUCCCACACCUACAGGGACAGCAGGACUGGGCAGUGCAAAGACUGUGAUGGCUCCUGUCUUACGUGCUCGGGGCCCCACGCUGGCUCCUGCUCCAGCUGCAGAGAGGGUCAGAGACUGGACACCGACGGGCAGUGUGACCCCCUGGUUAACAGGUGCACCCCCCGCCACUACACUGACCAGGAUGGAGAAUGCCACCCAUGCCACAAGUACUGCCAGCAGUGCAACGGGCCGGGCAAGAGCCACUGUCUGAGCUGCAACCAGAACCAUUUUAUACUGAGAAAAGGAUCUCAGGCGUGUGACUUGUGUCACAUGGGCUACACGCUGUCAGACGGAAUGUGUGAGUCCCACUGCAACAUGGGUCAAUACCCCGUGCUACAGGAUUGUGAGGACUGUGACGGUUCCUGUCUGGACUGUAGUGGACCUGGUCCAUACAACUGCACCAUUUGUCCUGCCCAUGCCAUCCUCACAGCCGGGGGGCGCUGUCUGCUCUGCUGUCAGAACAACCUGCCAGUAGAGGGAGAUUCCACAGCGCUGCAGCAGCAGCAGGAAUGCUGCAACUGCACUGAGACAAGAGGGGAGUGCGUCCUCAGCACUAACCUGGCCUUCCGCAAUGACGAAGAGGAGUCAACCGGGAACAUGGUGCUCUUCAUCACCACCUCCAUCCUACUGCUGCUGGGCCUGGGUACCGUAGUCUUCCUCAUCCGACGCUCCCGCUCCAAGAGCCCCUCCCUCCCCGACCCCAUCACGGCCCCCCGUGGCUACGAGAAGCUGGGUGGCGGGCGUCAUAAUACCACAUCCGCAAGUUCCAGCGGGCAUUUCCGCGAGGCCCAGUUGGUGGAACUCUCCGAGCGCUGCGGGGAUAAGGAUGAGGAAGAUGAGGACGAAGAUGAGGACAUUGUGUACAUGGGUCAGGAUGGAACGGUCUACAGGAAGUUCAGGUACGGACAGCCAGGGAAUGAUAAUGACGACGAGCUGGAGUACGAUGAUGAGAGCUAUACAUUUCGCUGA
Messenger RNA from Salvelinus namaycush (lake trout), 5217 nucleotides. RefSeq names its product proprotein convertase subtilisin/kexin type 5-like. The coding region runs from base 1 to 5217 and encodes 1738 amino acids. Gene Ontology annotation, molecular function: serine-type endopeptidase activity. The transcript is spliced from 35 exons. NCBI's taxonomy places the organism in Eukaryota, Metazoa, Chordata, Actinopteri, Salmoniformes, Salmonidae. Gene Ontology annotation, biological process: peptide hormone processing. The record is from RefSeq and is a predicted model, not a curated record. Gene Ontology annotation, cellular component: Golgi membrane; trans-Golgi network.